Asterias rubens (European starfish) is the source of this 2359-nucleotide messenger RNA. RefSeq lists its product as uncharacterized. The transcript is spliced from 7 exons. The record is from RefSeq and is a predicted model, not a curated record. Lineage: Eukaryota; Metazoa; Echinodermata; Asteroidea; Forcipulatida; Asteriidae. The coding region runs from base 440 to 1276 and encodes 278 amino acids.
AUUUUUAGUGAGAGAGUCUGCCUUCUUAGAUCUCCAUGGAUUGAGAGCGUGUACAGCCAGAAACAGAAAUUCACCGAGGAUGAAGACUGUUCUUACCCGUGGAGUGAUGGGUGGCGACACGGCACAUACAUCCCGUUAAUCGUGAAAGAUGAUAAAAUACGGAGAAUAUGUUCCGAGGACUAGAAACCUACAUGGAGUCCGGACGGUGUGUUUCAACGCAGCUGGGCACACAUUGCUACAGAAAUUAAUAUUGUUUUCUUGGCAACCGAAGAAGAUGAAGAAAUGGGCUUUGAUGAGAGCGCUGCAGUACAUCGCAGCCGAGCGUGAAUUUUGACGCUAUGUAUUGUGCCAUGAACACUAGAUUUAAUUACAUAGAAAUAAUACGUCAACUAUAUUUAAAGUGGCAUUUUUUCCCUUCAUUAUUGGGCGAGCCUUUGGCAUGGCAGCCUUUGGUGGUACAGAUUCCUACCCGGCUCUUAUGGAUGACGAAUGUAAGAGGCUUAGGACAGGCUACCUCGACCAGAUGAAUCUUGACAACGGGAAAGUUAGAAAGAGAUGGGUUAUAUUCCAGGGAAAUCAACAAAGUGGUCUGUUUCAAGUGAAAAUCUACAAAAACGAAAAGGAGAAAAUCCUCAAGAGUUCCUUCACACUGACCAAGGAGACAUUGGUCGGCACCGAGAGGGGAGCCCUACAGAAGCCGAAGAGGAAGCGAGAAAACUCGGCAUACUGGGCCGUGAUUCUCGUCACAGACACGGUAGUGUUCCAGGAGCCAGUGCCGUGUGAUGAUGGUGGGAUUGGGAUGGAACUACGCUCGUGGGACACAGUGGUCAAGUCUUACUUUAACAAUGAAAGCUGGGUGGUGAAAACAUUAAAAGGCUUUGUAGCACCCGAGUUCCAGAUGACCCUCCACGUAACCCGCCAUGCCCUAAGUCUAGUGACCAUGAACCCACCGAAAUGUUGCAAGCGCUGGGAGCUGAGUAAGAUCUCUAACUACUGGUCCAGGGAUGGUAUAUUCUUCUUCAAGGUUGAUGCUGGGCUAAGCGGCGAGGCAGAUUUUGAGAUGAAGGCCGAGUCCGAAGCGCAUGCGCGACGCAUGCGUAUGUGCCUGGACAGAGAACUUGUCGGCCCGAGCAGCAUACGACCACAGAGCCUUCAUUCAGACCAACCACCGUUACCCAGUGAUAGAGCGCCCUCUCCUGAGAGGUACACUCCAUCACCAACUCUUCAGAAAAAGUUCCCGAUAUCGGCAACCCUUCUCAGCCCAGAGGACAUCUGAGCUUAUCUUCAAGUUACUUUCGACUUCCUAGUACCCAUCAUGGUGCGGCCAUCUUGAUUUUAUCCCAUUCAAAUCAAUGUAUUCAGACUGAGCCUCGAAGGAGCAUUAGUCUGGUUCCUUUUUGAACAAUGACUAAAAGGUUGUAUUACUAUAAUGGAAUACAGGGAACAGGACCAAAAUUGUGGCAGCUGGAUGACUGUCUAUAUAAAGUGUACAAACCACAAAACUAAAUCUCUAAAUUAGACCGAACACAGCUUGGAAAGCACCAUUUUGAAGCAAAGUUCCAAACAGACAACAUACGUUUCUGUUGAUGUUUUUGUUGAUGUUUUGGUGUUUAUACACCCUAUGGGACUGGAUUGGUGUCCACCAACUGGCUUUUGUGCAUCCAUCUCAUUUACUCUUCCAUUAAAGUCACUGGAACCAAAUCUAGGCUUGAAUGUAGUUCAAGGCCCCUGAACUACUUUUCGUAUCCAAUUCUAGUAUAGAAUACAUGGAAUAUUAACAGAACACGACAAGAUGGGUGCAUGCAAUACCACCGAAUGUCUUCAGAGGAUAAAAUAUAUUGUGCAGUUUGUUGUUGAGCUAAGAAAAAUGUUAGCAAGGCACCGUUUGCAACCAGGGCUCAAGUUCAUAGAGCUGCUUUAACACAAGAAGUAGCUUAGUACAAACAAUUUUUGCCUACCAGGAUAAGGUUACCAGCCAAACUACCAUGUCACAAGCAAAGUUUGUGACUGGUAUUCUGCUCAUUUCUGCUUGGCAGAAAAUUGCUCAGCAAUAUUUUGGGCUUAAGCAGCCCUAUGAAAUUAGGCCCAGUGUUUUCUAAACUAGGGCUUGGGAAUGGCCUCUAGCCACCUGUUACAAUAACACAAGCCCUGUAAUUAAAGAAAGUGCAUGUUUUCUACAAAACUGACGAAGCCAUACCAUGGUUUUACAAAGGGCAAUAAUGCCAUGCCAUCGGCCUGCUUUGAUCAUGACGAUAAUGCCCCUAGAAAUAUUUUUUAUCAGCUGAAAAUACUAUAAUAAAAAAUAUAAAAAAAUUGUAAGAAAGAGAAUGCUUGCUCAUUUCUUUGUUUUGGUUGUAAA